Messenger RNA from Thalassophryne amazonica, 3304 nucleotides. RefSeq names its product RAB5A, member RAS oncogene family, b (gene rab5ab). The coding region runs from base 258 to 905 and encodes 215 amino acids. NCBI's taxonomy places the organism in Eukaryota, Metazoa, Chordata, Actinopteri, Batrachoidiformes, Batrachoididae. The record is from RefSeq and is a predicted model, not a curated record. The transcript is spliced from 6 exons. Gene Ontology annotation, molecular function: GTPase activity; GTP binding.
GGGUUGCCACCCGAUCUGUCAUCAUCCUUUGUACACCCUGUGAAAAGGGAAGUUGAAACAAGUGGGAGAAGGAUAUUACAAAGCUUUAUGACACCUAACGUAGCAGAAGCUAGUUAGGUACUGUUCCACACACUGAAGUGCCACAAAUGUUGUUUUGGAUACACCGUUCACACUGGUAGUUUCUACUCUUGAGUUGGUGUUUUCCAUAAUCCUUCACAGUACAUCACCAUCCAGGCGAGGAGACCAGAGAUUGUGACAUGGCAAGUAAAGGAGUAUCACGACCCAAUGGGCCAAAUGCAGGCAACAAGAUCUGCCAGUUCAAACUCGUCCUCUUAGGGGAGUCAGCCGUUGGAAAGUCGAGUCUGGUACUUCGUUUCGUCAAAGGACAGUUUCAUGAAUUCCAAGAAAGCACAAUUGGAGCUGCCUUCCUGACUCAGACUGUAUGUUUGGAUGAUACAACAGUCAAGUUUGAAAUCUGGGACACAGCUGGUCAGGAGCGUUACCACAGUUUGGCUCCCAUGUACUACAGAGGUGCCCAGGCGGCUAUUGUGGUCUAUGAUAUAACAAAUGAGGAAUCAUUUGUACGAGCAAAGAACUGGGUUAAAGAACUCCAGAGACAAGCCAGUCCAAAUAUUGUAAUAGCGCUUGCUGGGAACAAGGCUGAUCUCGCAAACAAGAGAGCUUUGGACUUUCAGGAUGCACAAUCAUAUGCAGAUGAUAACAGCUUGCUCUUCAUGGAAACAUCAGCAAAGACCUCUAUGAAUGUGAAUGAGAUAUUCAUGGCAAUUGCAAAGAAACUACCUAAAAACGAGCCUCAAUCUGGUGGAGCCGGCAGCGGGCGGAACCGUGGAGUAGACCUGUCACAGACAACUCAGCCCACCAGCCGCAGCUGCUGCAGCAACUAACCCAGUUGUUCCUGCUGCUGUUCUCCCUUCACACACCCCUUCACGACAACCUCUCCCCUACCUGCUCUACAUCUGGACAUCGGGUUCCUCUGCUUCCUGACGUCAGACGUCUGACCUUCCACCUCACUCCUCAGAAUAGCUAAAGACUCUGUAUAGCUGCAUUUCUAAUACCUUUUUGUUGAUUUUCUUUUCCCACUUUUUUUUUUUUUUUUUUUACUUUUUUAAAAGAAGUGUAUAUCAGUAUAAUGGAUGCAUGUAUCACUACAACCACACAUUUUUACCUUUUAUUCAUUUGGAAGAUUAACCCCUGUAAAACAAAGAUGAGCAAGCGAGAAAUCUUGACUGUAUGAUUGUGUCACGUUUGAACUCAUUGAGUGAUCUGGAGAUGACAAGAUCUAGCGUCACUUGUCUCCUCACAGGGUAUGACUCUUUGUAUGUUGGUCACAAUCAGAACAAACCAAAAUGUUCCCAACUGAAGGUGCCCAGCCUCUUGCAUUGUUUGCGAUGAGGCGUUGAUGUGUUGAAAAGCGCAAAGGAAGGACUCCAUCACAUCUGCUCUUCAAGAGGACGUCUUCAUCCUAGGCAGAAGAGUAACUGGAUCUGUGGACUGUUUGUGUUUUGUAAAGAAAGAAAAAUGCAUAGUGUUUGAGAAUUUUAAAGAAACCCCAACUCAAAUCUCAUUUCAUCUUGCUACUCAAUAGAGGCAGCCACUCUCAUUUAAAAACAGGCAGAAAUGUGACAUUGCCCAGACUUUUAAAGUGAUAUACACUAAUCGGCCAUAACAUUGUGACCGCUGACAGGUGCAGUGAAUAACAUUGACUGUUUCUUUCCAGUGGCACCUGUCAGCGGGUGGGAUAUAUCAUGCUGCAAGUUCAUGUUUUGUCCAUGACAUUGGUGUUGGAAGCAGGAAAAAUAGGAACACAUGAAGAUUUGCGUGACUUUGACAAGGACCAAAUUGUGAUGACAGGGCCGGGGUAGCGACUGAUGUUUUCAGUCUGUAGGCCUCAUUUGUUCAUUCAUUUUUGAUACCCAUUAAUUACAAUGAAGGGGGGCCCUGGAACUUAUCCCAGGUCAUAGGGCAAGAGGCAGAGAACACCCUGGACAGGUUGCCAGUCUAUCACAGGGCCUGCAGUGGGUUAGUACCUACCAAAAGGUGUGUGUGUGUGUGCGUGUGUGUAUAUAUAUAUGGAUAAAUAAGCUGUAGAUAAUUUUUCUGUGAUCCUGACAGGGAUGAGAGAAUGGUUUCAUCAGCCAAGUUCUGAGAGCAAAUGUGUCAUCAGCUAUAAAAUAUGGUACAGGCUUUAUUUUAUGUAGCAUGACAUCAAGUGGGACAUAUUGGCAUGACGAAUUGCGUGGCAGUGCGGUGAUCAAAUUUUGGCUUUAGACAGGUGGUCUCAAUGUUAUGGCUGAGCAGUGUAGGGCCCUGUCAUUUUUACCAGAUGUCAUAUUUGACAACGCUCCACAGCAUGGAGCUUUGGAGCAUGUGGGAACCACUGCAGCAUGUUUUAGCGGGAACAGGAUCAGGAAGUAGCAUUCCCAACACCAGGCAGACGUGACUAGGCUUUUUAAAAGUCAGUAAUUUCACAACAAAUGCCCUAGCCUGGCUGCUCACGAAGACCAUCACAGAAUCCUCUGUUCAAUUUUGAUAAAAUGAUCAGUGAUGUGUUUUGUUUAUUGUUAAGGUUUUGAAGAGUGCAAUGUACAUAAUGCUACUUGGGAAUUUAUUUUGCAAAGACUAACUUAUGAUGAGCUGUCAUGGCUGUGUGACUUUUUUUCAGGCUGGUAGUCAACCUGUGUCAGAUUGGAUUAUCACAAGGGGAUUCCUGUUUCUAACAGAGUUCAGACAACACAGAAAACUGCACCCGUUGUUGCAGAUCUGUGGGGGGAAAAUUUACUUCAUUGUUAUAGGGUACAAUGUUUAAUAUCUUGUUUCUCUUCAAAUACGGCUUGAAGAGAUGUUAAGAUCAACAAGAAAUGUCAAGAAUUUACGCAACUGUACAGUUCAGUAUACAUCUGCUUUUUAUUUUAUUUUAUUUUUUUGGAUGUAGUCACAAACUGGUCAUAUGUUAAGCAGUGGUCUUUUUUAGGUGUUAACAAAAUUUCUUUCUGGUGUCUUGUUACUUUUUCUCCAAAUGGUUCAUGGUCAUGUUUAAAAAGGAACUUUAAUGCAUUGCACAGUGUUGGUCAUGUUUUAAUGAAUGACUGCCCUCUGAUUUUAUAUGAUGGACUAUAUUGGACUUGCUAACCUACAGCUGGAAGCAGUUAGCAUAAUUAAUUGGUGGUCUCUCUCUCUCUCUCUUACAGCUCAAUGAAUUUUAAUGAUAUUGGACAGCAUUACUAGUGAUGGGCUGAUCAGUUUUGAGUGUCUGAAUACACCUUAAUAAAUCAGAUAAAGUGGU